Molecule: messenger RNA, 10163 nt
Organism: Mobula hypostoma (lesser devil ray)
Lineage: Eukaryota; Metazoa; Chordata; Chondrichthyes; Myliobatiformes; Myliobatidae
Product: E3 ubiquitin-protein ligase MARCHF2-like
Exons: 8
Coding region: 427-1161 (244 amino acids)
Biological process (GO): protein ubiquitination
Molecular function (GO): zinc ion binding; ubiquitin-protein transferase activity
Source: RefSeq, a predicted model, not a curated record
CCGGCGCGGAUUUUUUUCAAUCAUGAGUCGUCCUGCGCAUCGCGGCUGGUUGUGAUGGAAGGAUGGGUCAAAUGAGACGUUGAACUGAUCUCCGGGCAUCGGCCCUUCCCAAAGCGAUAACCCUGAGAUGAAGGAACAAGGCGGAAGGAGGGCACAGGAGAAUCGAUAGUGGCUGAAAACAGUGAAGUUUUAAUGAAUCACUGACUUUGCUGAUUCUACCAGGGAAUCCUUUAGAGAGCAUUGCAGCUCCUUAGAGAGAAGAUCACUUCCAGCAUGACAGUAAGAAAUAAUUGCUGUGGAAGAGCAGGAGUUUAAAGAUGAUGACCCUCUGGAUGAUGUGGGGGCAGAAGGACACCCUUUACAUCACUUCUAUCCCCGACGCGUGAAAGUGGGAGUCUGUCCCAGUGGCAUUUACUCAUUGUUGCCAUGACAACGGGUGACUGCUGUCAUCUCCCUGGUUCUCUCUGUGAUUGUGCUGCCAGUGCUGCCUUUUCUAAGACGGUAGCAACAGCUGAUGUGGGUCGGCCUCAGUACAUCACGCAAGUGACAGCAAAAAAUGGCCGUCUCCUGUCAACUGUGGUGAAGGCUCUAAGUACACAAAGUGAUGGACCAAUCUGCCGGAUAUGUCAUGAAGGCAACAACCUGGAAAUUUUGCUUUCACCUUGUGGUUGCACUGGAACACUUGGAGCAGUUCACAAAACCUGCCUAGAGCGAUGGCUUUCAUCUUCUAAUACCAGCUUCUGUGAACUAUGCCAGACUGAGUUUCUGGUUGAGCGAAAGCCUAGACCUUUGAGGGAGUGGCUGAGAGAUCCAGGUCCAAGGAAUGAGAAGAGGACAUUGUUUUGUGACAUGAUUUGCUUUCUUUUCAUCACUCCAUUAGCAGCAAUCUCUGGCUGGCUUUGUUUGCGAGGGGCACAGGAUCAUCUACAAUUCAACAGCCGUCUAGAAGCAGUUGGACUUAUUGCACUCACUGUGGCACUUUUUACCAUCUAUGUCCUAUGGACACUGGUUUCAUUCCGCUAUCACUGCCAGCUUUACUCAGAAUGGCGAAGGACAAACCAAAAAGUCCGAUUGAUGGCUGCAGACCAGAAGAAUAUCGCUCAACAUUCUCUCCUCUCUUCAAAGCUUGUGAGGAAAGAUUCUAGUGAAACAAUUGUGUAAAUUCAUUGACACAGAGAACCAUAAAAAAAUGACAAUUCAUAAAGUCUACAGUCCUUGAAACGUGCUUUAUAAUCUCAGCAAGGAAUGACAAAACAACAACUUGUUUAAUUUCAUGGAAUACUCACAAGACGCAAACUUCAUUUGCAACACUCUCAGGAGACAGUAUAUAUGCAGCCUGCAUCUAAAUGCAUUCCCAAUAAAGAGUGGGGUUUUGAAACCUCAUAUUAGCUCCACUCAUUUGGAUAGUAUUGUUAUUCCAUUGUAAGAUUGAAAUUUAUGGAAUGGGACCAUUGGAAUUUGAAAUUAGACAAUCAUUUGUUCUACCAUGUUUAAAAAAUGACUUAAGGUUACAAUGUGUUGAACUGCUUUUAUUUUGAGAGAUAUGGCCUCGGCAUUGCACAGUAGCCAGUUAUUGGGUCGGUCAGCACUAAGUAAAAUAGAUUUGGAGAUCUUUAUUUCUUGUGAAUGUUGUUUAUAAAUGAAGUGACAAAACAGAAAUCUGAGCCCUGGAGGAAAUCAGAAAGUUUAAAUAGCGGUUGCUGAGUUUUGAAUUGUAGAUGUUUGGAACUUCCACGUUUAAAAAGAAUCUGCUGAAGUAUUUCUUGACUUGUAUACAGGAUGUAAUGCUGGUCUCAUAUCAGUGAUUUGCAACAAAUUGACACAUUCUAACACUAUUAUGGCAUUGAUUUUUGGGAAGCUUUGUGCUUGCUUUACUAAAUGACACUUCGGAGCACCAAAAAAUCUGCAUGUUUUUCAAGAUCACUCAUUUGUGAUACAGUUAGUAACACUGCAGUCAGCUUUCAGCACUCAUAGUAAAGCGCUUAGUCGGAGAAUUUCACUAAAUGGAAUACCUUCUGAGGUCAAAUUUGCAAUAUUGAAGCAGAAUAAUGUUUUCCAAAUGGGAUAAGAGGAAGUAAAAAUGUUCCCAAUGGAGAAUUGAAGCUAUGGUACUCAUUAAUGAGGGAGGAAAGUAGAAAACUGUUAUUCAAUAUGCUUUGUAUAGUAGAAGAUUUGAAUCUUUGCUGUAUAAUCUAAUCUUAAUAUGGUUUGGGCUUUGGUAUAGAAUGAGUUAGGGAAUUAAGAAAUUUCUUCAUCAAACAUGCCUUUAUGUUUCAUUGGUUAAUGUUUGUUAGGGCUCCUUUGUAUAUUAAAGCUAGGACGCUGCAUCUCCCAUUGUGUCUUUCCAUAACCAUUUGGUGAGUUAGGCAGCUAAAGAACACUAUAUAUGAUUACAGCAGCUAGUAUUAAAACUUAGUCUCCAAUGAAUAUACCACUUACUAUAUUUUUUGUCAUAGAAUACCUGAUGCACAUUUUAAAAUUACUUUUGUGAAGUUCCAAAAAUUAUCUAAACUUUGAACACACAAGCUUAAGGAGACUGAAAAAAUAUAUGAUAAAUUUUGUUCAACAGUUUUCAUUUAUUGUCUCUUUGAUUCCAGAACUAAAAUGAAUAGUAAUGUACCAGAGAAAACCAGUAUUGAUAAAACUCUACAGCACUCUUCAUCUCUCAUUUCACGUUUGUGUCUGUGUUUGUAAAUUAUUUGUAUUUACUGCAAGUUAUUAGUGAUAUAGUGUUAAAGAGUAGGAAAUUGAACACGUUAUAGACCUCACACCUCACCUUUUAAUUAUCUUUCAAAGUUGUUGAUCAUCCAUAAAAUAUUAAAUAAAUGCAUUUAUGAUGCUAUCAGUUUAAAGCACUUGUAGAAAGACAAGUGUUAGAUAAGAAGAUAACCUGUUGACCCAUUGGCAAUGCACUUUUAGGUUUUCAGCAUUAUGGCCUUUUUUUAUGUAGUAAUGUUGCAUUUUAUUCAAAAUACAGAUUUGGUUUUAUUUUAAACCAAUUUGGCAAAUGAUGAAUUGAACCUAGUGGAUAUAUCUUCAUUGAAUUAGAGUGGUAAUGAGAACAUAAAAAGGAGCUUUUUGAUUGGAAAUUCUGGUUUGCAUCUAUUUAUAACUUUUGAAAAUUUAACUAAAAGUAAAUUUAACUGAAUUGAUCACUAACAUUUCAAAAAUAGUCUUAUCACAUUCUUUUAAUAUCCUAAACAUUUCACAACCACAACUAUUAGAUUACUGUUUCAUUGCAGAAUUUUCAUUAUUAUUCUUGUUGUCAAAGUGAUCAGCAUGUGUUUGCUCAACAACGUGUAUGAUGCUGAGAUAGAUCCUAAGAUGCGCUGGGUCACACCAUUACUCAUGUAACCUGAGGUCAUUGGGUGUUUCGGGUCUUUCAACAUCAUACACCCUUGGCCAGGCGAUCUGCUCAGGGUUGAUCAGGCCCCGGCUUGUGUCCCAGCAACAUUGGUUCACAGGUCACACUUCUUGAUCCAUAGUCAUCUGGAGCAGCAUCCAUGACAGUCCUGAUGGCUCUUCUUUUUGCAGCCCCAGUAAUGUUAAGGAGAAAGUAGGUUUUGCAGAGUGAGCAGCCAGCAAAAUUUCUAUACCCCACUUCUAUAGGCUUGCAACAUGCCCUCCACCCCUGAAUCUGACAUUGCUGUACCAGCUCCUGGAAUUUGGCCUUCUUACACUCAAAUGUCUCUUCAGUCUGGUCUUCCCAAAGCACCUGCUUUGAAGUUUCUGUCAGAAAUGACCAUGUGAUGAUGCUGUGUUGAAGUCAGGGAACUUUAGCUGCUUUCCAAGAUUAAUUUUCAGUUGCCAGUCAAACACCGUGGUGAGCAAGCCUGAUGGUGAUCUGGGCUGAGGCUGUGGUUGGUCUCCAGCUUUGACAAAGGCUUUGGGCUUUCUGGAUUGACAGAGGUGCAUGACCAAGGAGAUAUUUUCUGCCACUGCCUUCAGCACCUGGUCAUAGCACCAGCGGUAGCGGCCUUCUCCCAAGGCUUUUGGCAGUUGCUGAGGAUGUGUUCCAGGGGCCCUCUUCCAGGACAGAGAGGACAUGAUGGUGCCUCGCUUUUGCCUCAAGCAAAAUGGUUCAAUGCACUAGGCUGGACAUCGUACACAGCUUGGAUCAUGAACUUGAUGCAGUGGGGUUCUGCCUGCCAAAUAUUGGAACAGAAAAUGUUCCGCUUCAGCGCACCAUCCCACCUUGUCCAAGCUUUCUGCUGCCCCAUUCAGGUGGUACGGAUGUCCUCAAUAGCUGUUCACGCCUCUUCCUGGACCAGUUUGCUUCUGUCCCUGCCCUGGGCCCAGUUGAAGGAAAGCUUCCGAGCCCCGUGUGACCAGAUGCCACUAUCCCUAACAGACAGUGUAUAAAGGUGUAGAAACAGCAAUGCAAAAUAAAGGAGUGCUGCGAACUAUGUUGGUUAUAGUUGAAGAGAAGGUAUUGGCUAGGAGACUGUGAAAGCCACUUGCUUAGGGUAUUUUAUAUUUGAUGGAACAGAGAAACAAGGUUUUUUAUUAUGUUACCUAAACAAGACUGAGUAGCUUCAGUCAGUAUUACAUCUGAAGUAUCAGACUAGAAUGUACAAGUUGAGGGUUAGACAGGGGUGAGAUUGGCACAUCUCACUUCAUAAAUCUAACUCUGAGUUAAGCAUUUAAUUAAGAAAAGUUUGUAAUACUUUGCUUUCUUAAAUUGAACCUUUUUAUUUGAGCUUAUUCUAGUUUAUGAAUAAAAUCACAGUAUUAUCAACAUUGGAAAGAACUUCCCCAUUGUUUGUUAUGUGAAUGAGUUUGAAAACAGGGUAGAAGCUUACCCGGUUUAUGGAAAUAUCAACUAUGAAAGGUACAGUGGUGUGCAGCAGCCUUUCCUCUGGUGAUAUACAGAAUCUUAGCAAUAUAAUCUGUUAAUGAUGUUUUUGAACACUUAAUGCUUGAAAAGCUGUUAUUUUACUGCCUACUGGCUGAAAGAAUUUUUGCCGAUUUGGGUAAUGUGUAUACCUCAUUGUCGGUACUCUAUAAGCAUCUCUCUAAGGAGUUUAGAUAUAAAACUGUAGAAUUAAAUUGAAUUUCCUUGAAUUUUCUGAUAUUGCUUUACCUUGAGCUUUAAUUUGUUUACUUAAUUCCCUUUCUCUCAGUAAUUUCUGUGUGCUGACUAAACAUGUUUUAUUGUAUAGAUUUUUCUUGGUAGCUUUUAAUAGUGUCUAUAGAAUUGUAUUCAUAUGUGCUACAGAUAUAAUUUUUUAUUUUUGCUUAAGGCAUAAAUUGCAAAACUUAACCAAGUUGCUGCCCUUUGAAUCUUUUAGUUAAUUGUUCACCAAGUUAAAAGUGAAUCAGGAUCGGAAUUCUGCUUUUUUUUUGCUGCAGAUUCUUAAUAUUUGAUCUGCACUUAAAAAAAAAUUUAAUCCUCGCCCAAAGCCAGUUUUCAAAAUAUAUAUGUGCAUCAAUAGAUGUACUCAUUCCGUUGGGUUUAUUUUUGAGGUGUUGAUUGAAAUUUGGAGAUGUAGUGAAUUGGUUGGACAGACUCAUUGUACUUGAUUGAGCUUUAUAAACUUGACUGUUAGAAUAUUUCUCAAAAUUAAAUCUCCCAAAGAGUAGAAUUGGAGAUGCAAUGUGUUUGCAACCAGUUAAGUGUAAAAAUUAAAAGUUUCUAUUGAAUAUAAAGUUAGUAGAAAUUCAAGGAAUGGUACAUGGUUCAGGGAAAUUAUGGUGGGAAAUGAUGAAUGAAUUCCUGCUCUGAUGCUAGUAAUGUAGCCAUGGUAUUAUACAAGUAUCCAAUGAUCCCAAUGCCAAGAAGGGAAUGGAUAUCAAUUCACUUUCCUGUUCCUGAUCAUUGUCAACUGACUUCUGUUGCUCAGUGCACAUUUAUUGAUAUCUUGGUGAAAAAAGAUGGGCUAGCCCGUACACAACAAAAUAAUCAUUUGUAUUCUAAAGGAUAGCCGCAUGAUAAUGUAUCAAAUGGUGACCAACAACCCCUGAAUCCUUGGCCCAGCCAGAGUUAGGAAACUGAUCCAUUUUUGAGUUAUCAAGUAUUUUAAAAAUAACCAUUGACUAAAUUGGCAUUGUGGCAAAAAUCACUCUCAAAAUUGUAGAAAUGUAGCUGAGAUAUUUUUUUCAUAGUUGCACAAAAUUUGGAUUAAUAGAUGUGGAAAGAUAACAAAAGAUUGUACUCCAGUUGUAAAACUGACACUAUUUUCCUUCUGAGAAUGGAACGGAACUCUAAUUUUACAUAAAAUACUGUACCAAUUUACUUUAAAGAUCCUCCGUUUGGAUCUUCAGCAAAUACAUGUUUAUUUAUUAUUUUUCAAAGUUUUAAAAUGCCUUAAUUGAUGCACAGAUAUUUAUGACAAGAUUUUCAGAACUCUAAUUUUGUUCCCAGAGCCCUGGUCUCAUGCUCUGUUUUUCUUCAUUGAUUGGUUGUCAUGAAUUAAAUGGAUUCAAGAAACAGUUGCCACUCUUGAACUUGUUAGAAUUCUUUAUUUUAAUUAUGUAAAUGUGCCUCACUAUUCUGUGCUAUCUUUCAGACUCAUUGGAGGUAAGUCUGGAUUUAAUGUUUUGGAUGAGAUAAUAAUGCAUUGGAAAUCCACAUAUGAAAAUGGUACAGCUUUAUAAACUUGACUGUUAGAAUAUUUCUCAAAAUUAAAUCUCCCAAAGGGUAGAAUAGGAGAUGCAAUGUGUUUGCAACCAGUUAAGUGUAAAAAUUAAAAGUUUCUAUUUUAUUUUAUCUAGAGCAAGAUUACACACAUGGAUUAAUGGAGCUCAUGAUCUAAAUCAACUACUCUGCAUUUAAAAUUAAUGUUAUGUGCACUUGGUAGAUUUAUUUGUGCAUGUUUCUAAUUGCUUAGUAUUCCAAAAAUAAGUUUGAUUUCAAAAAAGACACAGCAUCUGGCUGAACCAUGCAGAACAAGAAUUUCAAGUUUGAUCACACUCCUUACUUAAUCAGUUAAGGUAAAAUAGGAGCUGCCAGUACCUGAAAUAAAAAGAAAAAUGCUGAAAACAUGUGGCAGAAUGACAUGUCAAAGGGUCUUUGACUUCUAACAUUAACUAUUUCUCUUUCUACAGAUGCUGCCUGAUCUAAUGAAUGUUUCCAGCAUUUUUUAAUUUUAUUACAGACUUCAGCAACAGUAGUUUUUGACACAAGUGUCUAAAUUGAAAGAGGGCAUUUAUCAUGCUUCAUAACACUGUUCCUGCUUAAUGGCAAGCAUGUAUGUUGCCUGGCUCAGUUCUGUUAUAGUCAAAUAACAGGGGCUCUUGAAUCAAAUCAAUAAUGGGUAUUUGAAUAAGGUACAGGAAGAAUAUUACUCAAGUGGAAAUUAAAAUUACACAGGAAGAGAAAAUAUGAGGCAAAAUCUUUCGUAAGAUCUUUUAUCUUUAAAGCACCUUUGAAUUUGCACAAAGAAAUCAGUAGCUAGGAUCCCAUUGAGGAGUUGUUUGUAUGUUAAUCCAAUCACCAUGAUGCACUGAUUUAUAUCUCCAAUGCAAAGUUUUGGGAAUUAAUCUUUGGAAAAGUUCUCUCAUCUAUAAACCUCUUUAUCUGAUUAUACCAAAAUAGUACUUGUCACAUUUUAGGAAGGUAAAAGCAUAUUUUAAUCCAUUACUUAGAUGGGCUUUUGUUAGUUCCAUUGAAUGAGGAACAAGACUAGUGGCAAAAGGAGGUUGCCUAUAAAUCCUCUCUAAACCUGAAGUGUUUGAUAAUGACACUCUAAAAUUACUUGAACAGGAUACAGCUCUUUUUUGUAUUGAUUUAGUGUUGGUUGAAUUUGAAACUUUGUGGAGUAAAUUCUUGUUGAGGAUGGAAACUGUUCAGUAAUUGCUUCUUUCUCUUUGUACCAUCACUUGAAAGAGUCAAAAAGCUUAUUAUACGAAAACAUUAAUUCAAUCAAUGAUGUUUCAUUCACUUAUUUCCAAAUGUUUUAUUUUUGAAAUAUGUUUUUGUAAAGACUGUUUUUGAAAAGGCUAUACCAAGCUCUUUGCAGAAAGGACUUUUUUGCAUGGAAAUGAAUUGAGGCUUUAGGCACCUCACCAGGUGUUGAAUACGUUCCUGUGGUUUUUGUCCCAAUGGUAGUUAAUUACUAUAUAUGUUGUUAAUGUCAUUAUUCUUUGAAUGUAUGAUGUCUUAACUAUCUGGUUUGCAGUUGCUUUAAAUUGUAAAUAUACUGUAUAUCCAAUCAUUGUACUCUUAUUAUCACAAUUAUUAUAAUGCCUUUGGCUGAUUAUCUUAAUUCCAUUUUAUAAAUAAGAUACAUGUACUCACAAUUCAAUUUAGUACCUGGAAUAAACCUUAUCCAAACUCCAUUCUGUUUGAUGAACUUCAUUGCUAUAACUAUUUUAUACAUAUGUGUUUUGAUAUUAAAUCUGCCCAAAGUAUAUGUAAGUUAUUUAAAUCCUGUAGACCAAAAGAGAAAUUAAAGUUUUGAACUUGAUCUGCACUGAGUUGCCAGCUAGAUUGAUAGUUAGUAUGCUGGGUAUUCUUGUAAGAUGACAGAGUUGGAAUUGGGUGAGGCUGCUUCUUCUGAUUUGAUCUGUCUUCUGCUGGAAAGAGCACAUAUGAUUAACUGGUAAAAGUAUUGUUGGCUUUAGCAGUGAUGCCAAAUGUUGUUUCUGUCUGUAGGUACCUCCGUAAACAUAGUCCACUUGGUCAAGCUGUCAGAGAGCUAACAUUCUGUGGAUCAUUCAUCAGGUCAUAUGUUGUACAACUCACAGACAAAUUCAUGUCUGUGAGUUCAUGGAUCCAUGUCUGUGAAUUCAUAGCUUGCCAUUUCACUUUUGCAAUGCUGCUUGUUACAUUCUCCUGUAUUUUGAAUAACACUAGUACUGAAAACAUUUUGCAUUUCAGAGUACAGUAUUAGACUGAAGUGUAAUGAACAAGUGGUAUUGUAUUAUCAGCUUUUGAAGCAUCAGAGCAAUAACUCUGACCAAAAGCAAGUUGAUCAUUAUAUCCUAGAAAGGUGUGAUGCUGGUACUUCUAAGCAUCUGUUCACAGAUGGAAGAUGCCUUUGACUUCUUUAGAUCAAAGAAAAGACAAAUAAUCCUGGAUACCUAGCAAAAUAUUCAGGUUAUAGGCUCAGCACAUAAGGAACUUCUGCAAUAAUGGCUAUAGCUGUUAUGAUUGACCUUCAACAAUCUCAACCAUUGGACUGUUUCCCUAUUGAUCCCCAUUGUUUUUACUUUUACCAGCUCAUUGCUACCACACAUAUUGUAUAGACAAUCACCUCUCACCUCUAGAAUUCAGCUGUUAGUCCAUGAGGCCUGGAGCCCAGCAGUUCUGGUGGAAUCAUUUUAGCGACGUACAGGUGAGGUUAUUGGUGAGUAGGGUGCUGCUUAACAGUACCACUGAUGACACCUUCCACCACUUUUGCUGAUGUAUGAGGACAGUCUGAUUCAUUGGGUGAUAAUUGCCAGACUGAAUUUGUCUUUUUUUGUGGAGAGGGCAUAGCUGGACAAUUUUCCAGAUUGAUAGGUAAAUGCCACUGUUGUAACUAUUGGAAAUGUGUGCUUUGGAAUGCAAGUCUUCAAUAUUAAUGAUGGGAUGUUGCUUGGUUCCAUAGCCUUUGCUAUACACUCAGUGGCCACUUUAUUAGGUACAUGUGAACACCUGCUUGUUAAUACAAAUAUCUAAUCAGUCAAUCGUGCAGCAGCAACUCAAUGCAUAAAAGUAUGCAGACAUGGUCAAAGAUGGGGAAAAAAUGUGAUCAAAGUGACUUUGACUAUGGAAUGAUUGUUGCUGCCAGACAGAGUGGUUUGAGUAUCUCAUAAACUGCUAAUCUCCUGGGAUUUUCAUGCACAACAGUCUCUAGAGUUCACAGGGAAUGGUGCAAAAACAAAAAGCAUCCAUUAAGCGGCAGUUCUGUGGUCAAAGAUGCCUUGUUAAUGAGAGAGGUCAAAGGAGAAUGGUUCAAGCUGACAGGAAGGUGACUGUAACUCAAAUAACUAAGUGUUACAACAGUGGUGAGCAGAAGAGCAUCUCUGAAUGCACAACACAAUGAAACUUUAAUUGGAUGGGCUACAACAGCAGAAGACUACAUCGGGUUCCACUCCUGCACCUAAUAAAGUUGUCACUGAGUCUAUCUAUCAGUACUCUCAUCUAUUUCCUGCUAUCAGAGGGCGUACAUCAAACUGAUGGAAGACUGGCCUGUUUGAGAGUGAAAAUUUCCAGAAGAAACUGAUCAUCUACUUCG